Quercus robur (English oak) is the source of this 1323-nucleotide messenger RNA. RefSeq names its product F-box protein At5g49610-like. The coding region runs from base 1 to 1323 and encodes 440 amino acids. The record is from RefSeq and is a predicted model, not a curated record. Lineage: Eukaryota; Viridiplantae; Streptophyta; Magnoliopsida; Fagales; Fagaceae. Gene Ontology annotation, molecular function: protein binding. The transcript has a single exon.
AUGAGGUACGAGUUGAAAGGGAAAAAGAAUAUCCUGCAAUACUGCAAUGAAGAAGAAGAAGAAGAAAAUCCUUUUGCAAUUCUUUAUGAAAAUGUCAUCUUUGGCUUUGAAGAAAUUUUUACACACUACAAGAUGAAAGAGAAGAACCUCCUCAAAUACCACAAGCAAAAACAAAAUCCCCUCCCGAAUUUUCCUGAACUUGUCAUCUAUAACAUUAUAAUGAAGAUUCCAGCUGAAUAUCUUCAAAAGUAUAGGUGUGUAUGCAAAUUAUGGCAUGAAAUAAUCUCUAGCAAAAAGUUCAUUGCCCAGAAUUUCAUUCACAGUAUUACCGAAUUGCUGAUAGUAGUCAAGACAUACCCGCAUCUGAAAGCAAUAUCGUUGAGAAUGGAUGAAAAAGAGCUUGACUUCAAGUUAGAGAAACUUGAUUUUGCUGGAAUGAGAAUGGGAUGUAUUAGGUCUAGUUGCAAUGGCUUGGUUCUAAUUCAUGAUCCAAAAAUUGAAGGGAAGCUAAAUGUCAUCAAUUUUCUUACCAAGUGCAUGGUUAAACUCCCUCGAUGCCCUACCGGUUGCCCACAUAAAAAAUGUGGAGUGGCACUGGGAUUUAGCCCUUCUACCAAAGAGUACAAAGUGGUGCACAUGUAUGCUGAUGGUUUUGGAUAUGAGAUUUUCACCUUAGGUUGUUCCGAUAACAAAUGGAAAUGCAUUCCUGGUCCAUUCAAAGUGCCAUUUGAGCGCCCUUUUAAUCUUGAUACAUUUCGUUGGAGUGACCCUGUGUCAAUACAUGGGCAGGUUUUGCAUUGGUAUGUUAGUUCGAAGAAAUAUAUUAUUUCUAUGGAUGUGAAUGAUGAAACACCAAGGAAAACGUAUCUUCCAACUCUUGGAGAGGAGAUUGACAAGAAAAGAUAUUCUUUGUUGGAGAUGGGUGGAUAUCUUUCCGUUGUGUACAAUGUCUCUGAUAUACAAAUUGAUGUUUGGAUUUUGAAAGAUUUUGCUGCACAAGUUUGGUUCAAGAAACAUAGUAUUCUUGCAGGGUCAGUAAAUUGUACAACUUUAAAUAUUCCUUCAUUACCCAACAAAUGCAAACAUUCUUUGCCAGAUUUUCGCAAACUUGUUGCCCUGUCUAGUUUAAGGAAUGGUGAAGUAAUCAUGUUUAAGCAUAAGACUAACACGAAUUAUGGUUGCAUCUAUCUAUAUGACAUUAAGCACAUGGAGUUGAAAAGGUUUGCGUUGAAGAUCAGGGGUCAAUCGAAGGUCGUGCCUCACAGAAGCAGCCUCAUUUGUUGGAAAACUAAGAGUGAGUUGUUGCCUAGAGAAUACAUCUAG